Messenger RNA from Lasiodiplodia theobromae, 1065 nucleotides. RefSeq names its product Amidohydrolase. Gene Ontology annotation, biological process: secondary metabolic process. The record is from RefSeq and is a predicted model, not a curated record. Bases 1 to 1065 code for a protein of 354 amino acids. The transcript has a single exon. Gene Ontology annotation, cellular component: cytosol; cytoplasm. Gene Ontology annotation, molecular function: carboxy-lyase activity; hydrolase activity. NCBI's taxonomy places the organism in Eukaryota, Fungi, Ascomycota, Dothideomycetes, Botryosphaeriales, Botryosphaeriaceae.
AUGCUCGGAAAGAUCGCCCUCGAGGAAGCCUACGAGAUGGCCGGCAUGGAGGCCAAGUCGAUGCGUGAGGCCAAGCUGUACAUCCACCCCAACGACCGCGAACGCUACAUGCGCCAGAUUUCCGACAUCAACGACGAGCGUGUCCGCCUGGCCGACGCCCACGGCAUUGGCUACACCAUCUGCUCUCUGACGGUCCCGGGCAUCCAGGGAAUCUUCGACAAGGCCGAGGCUGAGCGCAGAGCCACCGAGGUCAACAACUGGGUCGCCGAAAAGGUCAAGGCCCAACCCAAGAAGCUGGGCGCCUUCGCCUGUCUGUCCAUGCACGACCCCGUCCAGGCCGGCCAGGAGCUGCGCCGCUGCGUCAAGGAGCUUGGCUUCCACGGCGCUCUGGUUUGUGACUUCCAGCACGCCGGCCCUGACGGCGAGACGUACCUCUUCUACGAUGCCCCCGAGUACGACGCCUUCUGGAAGGUGUGCCAGGAGCUCGACGUGCCGCUGUACAUCCACCCGGCGGCCCCUUCGGGCGUCAUCUACGAGAAGCUGUACGCCCAGCGCAAGUUCCUCAUCGGCCCGCCGCUGUCCUUCGCCAACGGCGUCAACCUGCACCUGAUGGGCCUCAUCGUCAACGGCGUCUUCGACCGCAACCCCAACCUCAAGAUCAUUGUCGGCCACAUGGGCGAGCACCUGCCCUUCGACUUCUGGCGCAUCAACCACUGGCUCGAGGACGUUGAGCGCCCGCUGGCCAAGGAGCAGGGCUACGACCGCAUCUGCCAGCAGUCCAUCUACCACUACUUCAAGAACAACAUCUGGGUCACCACCAGCGGCCACUUCUCCACCCACACCCUCGAGUACGUCGUCCGCGAGAUCGGCGCCGACCGCAUCCUCUUCAGCGUCGACUUCCCCUACGAGACCAUCGAGAACUGCUGCGCCUGGUGGGACGGCAAGGCCAAGGAGGUCAUCGAGGCCUGUGGCGGCAUCGAGAACUACAAGAAGAUCGGUCGCGAGAACGCCAAGAAGCUUCUUCACUUGACCGACUACCAUGACGCUGACGCCCCUGUCAACUAA